Messenger RNA from Caenorhabditis briggsae, 894 nucleotides. The record is from RefSeq and is a predicted model, not a curated record. The transcript is spliced from 2 exons. Gene Ontology annotation, molecular function: protein binding. NCBI's taxonomy places the organism in Eukaryota, Metazoa, Nematoda, Chromadorea, Rhabditida, Rhabditidae. The coding region runs from base 1 to 894 and encodes 297 amino acids.
AUGUCCUCCGAAGAUCGAGACCUGGCAAAACGGUUCAAAGAAGAAGGAAACGAAGCAUUCAAACAGAAAAAAUAUCAUAAAGCGAUCACACUCUACACUAAAAGUUUGAACUAUUAUGCGGAUUCAGUGGUUUUUAGUAAUCGAGCUCAAGCGGAAUUGAAUGCGAAUCUUCCUGUUUUGGCACAAAUCGACUGUACUGCUGCCAUCGAGAAAGAUCCAGCAGCUGCGAAAGCUUACUAUCGAAGAGCUCAAGCAUUCAAAGCAAUGGAAUUAUACGAGUUGGCUCGAAAGGAUAUGGAGAGUUGUUGCAAGUUUGAUCAGAGUAUGAACAAGCAUGCAUAUGAAUUGAAAGGAAAGAAGAAUAUUCCUGUGAUAGAACUCUCGGCUAUUGAAAGAGACGAAUUCCUACAAUCAGCUGAUGCGUUGAAGAAAAUAAAAAUUGCAUUCGACAAGGAGACGACAGAGGUAGCUAGCCAACCAGAAGUCAAAAGUAAAAAAGAAAAUCCAAAAGACAAGUAUCUCACGAAGCUUCCACCACCACCGAAAGAUUACCAAGACUUCGUGGCAGCCGUCAGUUUGCUGAGUAGAGCUCAAUCUCUUCUCCCACUUGCCGAGUAUUUUUUGAGCAUCGAGACUGCAAAGUAUCGCGACUUGUUCGAUGUACUUCUUGACGACGUUUACGCAUCUCACAUUUUCAAUGCCCUAAACUUCCAACUAAAAACAAGUCUACCAAUUCCAAAACUCGCCGAACGAAUGCUGAAACUCGCUGACCUCAGUCGCUUCGAUCUCAUUCUCGCUCUUAUGCCUGCUUCUCAAAAAGUUUCAAUAACUGAAAUCUGCAAUCAUCUGGAGCCAGAUGAGGCGUUGCAAGUUAUGGCUAAAUAUCACAUUUGA